Daucus carota subsp. sativus is the source of this 863-nucleotide messenger RNA. RefSeq names its product glutathione S-transferase U7. Gene Ontology annotation, biological process: glutathione metabolic process. Gene Ontology annotation, cellular component: cytoplasm. Gene Ontology annotation, molecular function: glutathione transferase activity. The record is from RefSeq and is a predicted model, not a curated record. The transcript is spliced from 2 exons. NCBI's taxonomy places the organism in Eukaryota, Viridiplantae, Streptophyta, Magnoliopsida, Apiales, Apiaceae. Bases 142 to 807 code for a protein of 221 amino acids.
CUUGUCCUCCGGCACAUAAUUAUUAUCUAUAUUGAUGGUUAGUUGAAUAUCAAGUCGUACUCGUACCCUUGGCAACUACUAGUAAGCAUAUAUAAAUAGUCCCAUGAUAGUUCCCCUUAGGACACCAGUUUCUCAGAACUUAUGGGUGAUCAAGAAGUGAAGUUGCUAGGCGUAUGGGCAAGCCCUUUUAGCAAAAGAGUUGAAAUUGCACUAAAAAUGAAGGGCGUCAGUUACGAGUAUGCUGAGGAAGAUUUGUCCAACAAGAGCCCGGAGCUUCUCAAAUACAACCCUGUUCAUAAGAAAGUACCUGUGUUGUUACACAGUGGCAGGCCAAUUUGUGAGUCUUUAGUUAUUCUUGAGUACAUUGAUGAGACCUGGAAGUCCGGACCUUCUAUAUUUCCUGAAGAUCCUUGUGCCAGAGCCAGGGCUCGUUUCUUGGCAAAAUUUAUGGAUGAAAAGUGUUACCCUGACAUAUGGAAGAUCGGGGGAAGCAAAGGGGAGGAGGAACGAGAGAAAGCCAUUGAAGAAGCUACGGAGCACUUAGUGACACUUGAAAAUGAGCUCAGAGGCAAGAAGUUCUUUGGUGGAGACGAGAUUGGACUAGUUGACAUUACUGCUAAUACCAUAGCACUUUGGCUUGUUGUCGUACUAGAGAUGGUGGGAAUAAAAUUUCUUCUAAAAGAUAAGUUCCCGGUUAUAGAUGAAUGGAUUAAUAAUUAUCUUGAUAACAGCAUUGUUAGGGAAACUCUGCCUGUAAGGCAAGACUUGCUAGCUUAUUGUCGCUCUGUGUUUCAGUGUUCAAACUAACUCCUCGUAUGGAUGUCAUACUGUUCUUGAGCUACUAGCAAAUUUUCUCAUUUGAA